AGACUGAGGAGAGAAAAGGGGUGCAAGAGAGGCAGGAGCAGCAGCAGGAACCAGCACUAACGCCCAGCGGGACGCGGUGCCAGCAGACACACAGAACAACCACCAGCGGCCCCGCCACCCUGAGGCGCCAUUAUAGAGGGGAACUCCCAGCAUGCUCCGCGGCAGCGGCGGUUGCCCGCUUCACACGAAGCGCAUGCGCAGUCCUAUCUUCGAGGCCAGGGCGAACCACUGCACAUGCGCACUGCGGGUACCAUGCCCACACCGAGGGAACUGACCCGCCGUGGCCUCGCGGGGCUCAGUGCGCCUGCGCAGCGGGUCGCUGCUCGCACGCCUGUCCUGCGCAUGCGUGCUCCGCGUUCGCUGGGGGCGCCCCGCCCCUUCCCUCAGCCCCGCCCCGCCCGCGCGCAGGCGCAGUGCCCGUUGUCUCUCUCCUCCGGGCUGCAUCUCCGCGGCCGCGGCGCCCGGCCCGGCCCGGCUUGGCGCGACGGAGGGGCGGCGGGGGCAAGCGGCGGAGGAAGCGGAGCGAAGGGCGGCUGCGAGCAGCGCGGCUCGGUUGCGCCCCGUCGGAGCUUUGUGUUAUUCUUGGAAAGUUUCGCACCACUUGUGAAUUCCUUGAACCUUGGCAUUGCAAGCCCACUUCUGUUGGGCCCUCCUCCUUUACAGCUUGCGCAAAUUAAGACACAGUUGGCUCUUCAGCAAUUGACCUCAGUUGCUACCAACAGUUCUGCACCUCCUUAUGCUUGGUUAAAUCAGGCAUUUCUGAAAAGUGCAAUGUUUAGCCCCAGAGGAACUUUACCUCAGAGGCCGAGAGGACCUAAUCCAUCUGGCACAAAGCCUCCGGGAUCCUUUAGGGGAGGAGGUGCAGCAGGUCUUCAGAGAAAGCCUGCGCCCGGAACGCCUCAAGGAGUGUCACAAAGAUUCUCGGGACAGGAAACGUUUCAGUGGACGGGUUCACAGAGGAUAAACGUUCGGGUAACUCUGCACAGGACUGAUCCGAGGCAGGUAAAGGAGAAGACAAACCUGUACCAGGAGCAGAAGAGAGAGCCUCACACAAAUCGCUGGUACAGUACGCCAUGCUCAGCUGGGACAACUGGGCAAAAGCCAUCUGCCUCGGCACGGGUCUCGGAGCAGAAUUCAAAUGCCCAGAGCCGCUACACACCAGAAAGUGCUUCCAGUAUUUUGGCGAGUUUCGGGCUGUCUAAUGAAGAUUUGGAGGAACUCAGUCGCUAUCCAGAUGAUCAGUUAACGCCUGAAAACAUGCCGCUGAUCUUGAGAGAAAUACGGAUUCGUAAGAUGGGUCAUUCUUUAUCCGGUGUACAUACUCAGAGCCAAGGAGAAGAAACGAUUGGUGGUACGAGUGGUGCAGCAGUCAAGAGUAAAGUGAUUGAUUAUGGACAUGCAAGCAAAUACGGUUACACUGAAGAUCCUCUUGAAGUGCGUGCUUAUAAUCCUGAAGUCCUGACUGAAGAGCCUCUCGAAGCACGUGUCUAUAAUCCUGAAGCCUCAAGCGGAGAGAACAGGGAACACUUCCAGCGAGAGCAGAAUAUGUCGAUGAGUGUCCCACCAUCUAGCGUGACGUGCAAUCCAGUGUUUCCAGUGGAAGAUUUAAUAAAACCGACGGGGUUCCAGAAUGAUUCCUCAAACACUCGAUCGUUUUUUCCAGCUGAGACUUCAGGAAAGGUGUCCAAUUUGUGUGCGACACCCGCUGCACUCCCUGUGGUGAAAUCUGUGUCCCAGCCUGCAAUACUACCUGUCAUACCGCCUAUGAUGCCACCUAUGAUGCCACCCAUGGCACAGCCCAUGAUGCCACCUGUCAUGCCGCCCCUCGUCCAGCAGUCUGUGACCCAGCACGUAAUGCCACCGAUGACCCAUCCACCCUUUUCAGCUGAACUUCUUGCAGCUAUAAGCCAGCAUGAAAGAAUUCAGCGUGAAUCUGGGACAAGCCAGUCUAACGCCCAGAGCGGCUCGGGAGCAGGACAGAAGCCCUUCCAGCCCCAGGCUGAGGGGCCAAUUAGAUCUCCUUUUGGUAUUGUGAAAGCAUCGUGGCUUCCCGUGUUUCUGCAGUCUGGUGCCCAGAAGAUAAAAAGAUUGCCCACUCCGUCAAUGAUGAAUGACUACUAUGCUACAUCUCCAAGAAUAUUUCCACAUAUGUGUUCUCUGUGUAACAUUGAAUGCACUCAUAUGAAGGACUGGAUUCUGCAUCAGAACACUCCUUCUCACAUUGAAAGCUGCCGCCAGUUACGCCAACAGUACCCUGAUUGGAACCCUGAGUCUCAUUCCUCAAAAAGAAACGGUGGUGACAGAAAAGAAAACCAGACCCCAAAGCGUCGUUCCAACUCUGCUAGUCCCAGCCCUAGACGUUCGAGGGUCACAGGCUCUGGCUAUGUUCUUCGCCGAUCACGAUCGAGAUCUAGGAGCCCCAGCCGCUUCAGGCCAACGAGGCCAAGAAGUCGAAGCCCACGACAGAUGCGACAGCUUAGCCCCAGACACAGGUCAAGGUCACCGCAGCGAUCAAGAAAUCCGCUGAGAACUAGUCGACGACCUCAGAGGUCUUCCAGUAAUGAUUGGUCACCGAGGAGGUCAACCCGAUCUGAAGACAGAAAGGCAGCUCUGGAGGCGGUAGUGAAAAGUUUGGGACCUGGCUUUGUGGCAAAGUUGAAUAAACAUAAGUCACUUCAAGCAGCUGGGCAAGGAUCUUCGGGAUCGGGAAAAUCACCACCCUCUCGUGGACUCUUACGGAAGAUGCCUGGAAAUAUGAAGAAGCCACUGAAGACAAGCGUUUUAACAAAGGCUUCGAAGAAAGAUGUGCCUUCUUUGCCUGGAUCAAGUUCUUCGUCUCCUGAAACUGAUGAUUUACCCCAAAGCAAAGAAAUGGAAGAGGAUGAAGAAGACUUAUCCACAGGAACCAGUGGCCCUCGUCCUACUUCUUAUAAUAGGCUGUUGAGAGAGGAAUUGCUGAGUUGUGGGACAGUCCUUCAAAUAUCUGAUUUACCGGAUGACGGCUUUUCAGAUCAAGAUAUUAAAAAAAUUGUUCAGCCAUUCGGCAAAGUUAGCGAUCUCCUUGUACUUCGCUCUAGAAAUGAGGCCUUCUUGGAAAUGAACUACAAAGAAGCCGUGAUAGCAGCUGUGAAAUACGGUGAAACUGUGCCAGUGCUGCUGAAUGGGAAACGGGUGAAAAUAAGUGUAGCGGAAAAACCAAAGGCAUCUCCUGGCCAGGUCAAAAUGAAUAUAAAAAAACGGGCUCAGAAUAUUAAAAAAGUUGCACGAAGUACAAAAAAAGAUCCGAAUGCCACCACUAAGACAACUAAAUCCAUUACGGGUAAAAAAGAAAAGACUAAGAAAUCAACGAUGGCAGGAGAAAGUAAAAUCAAGAAAACUUCAAAUACUGCGACAAAAUCUGUAGAUGAAGACCUUCAGAUCUCAACAGAAGCCGAAACGGAAGUCGGGGAAACUAAGCUGUCAGACCCAAAGAACGAAGGAGACAGAGUUCCGGAGCCUGUGGAGAUGGCAGAGGCUCAGUCCAAAGGAGUGACUGAUCCUGUACCUGUACCGGGUAAUUCUGAGGCUGCCAUAGCAACUACAAAGAGUGAAGAGUCAACGGAACCAGCUGACAAGGAGCUUGAUGAUAUGUGCGUGGUUCUUAUUUCAAACCUGCCUGAGAAAGGCUAUUCUGUUGAGGAAGUUUCCAACCUAGCAAAGCCGUUUGGAGGCCUGAGGGAUGUGCUAAUUUUAUCGUCUCAUAAAAAGGCAUAUCUUGAAAUAAAUAGAAAAUCUGCAGAUUCCAUGGUUAAAUUUUACACCUGCUUUCCAAUGUCACUGGAUGGAAAUCAGCUCUGCAUCAACAUGGUGCCUCAGUAUAAGACCAUAAAAGAUGAUGAAGCAAUAUUUACUGCUGUAAUUAAAGAUUCUGACCCCAAGGUGGAUACUGAAACUAUACAUAAUCAGUUUGUGCAUCUUGGAAACUUGCCAGACGAUGGAUACAGAGAACUUGAAGUAGUUUGUGUGGGACUUCGAUUUGGAAAAGUCUAUCAUUAUGUUGUACUGAAAAAUAAAAACAAGGCGAUUCUGCAGCUGGAUAGUCCCAAGUCGGCCAGGUCAAUGUACAGCUUCCUGCAGCAGUAUCCCUAUAAUAUGGGUGAGCAUACCUUGACCUGUACGUUGUCGCCCAAUGGAGAGUCUGCUGAGGCUGAAGCUGUGAAAAAAACGAAGAAAGAGGAACCAAGCAAAGGAAGCUCUGGCUUGAAAAAAUAUCCAGAGGGAUCAGGAGUGGUGCAAACAGCAGCUGCUAAUCCUCCAGUAGAGCCUAGUGUGGCAAAGAAAGGACCCGUUUCCAUCUCUAAUGUCAAAGACAAGAUGUCAGCAGUGCAGAUAGAGCCCUCUGAGCCCCAUCUUGAAAGAGCAGUCAGGGAGUCUGCUCCGAGACUGGCAGAAACGUCUGCGGAGAAAGUGGACGCUGGAGUUGAAACCGCUGUGGCAUCUAUCAAAUCCGCUGAAUCUGAAUCGUCUGAAGCAAAGUCAGAACAGAUGCUGCUGCCUUCUUCUGGUGUGGAGAAAGGAGAGGUGGUCACAGAUAAUACAGAACCAGAGCCGUUUGAACCUGCUGUUGUGUCUGCAUCAGAGAAGGAAAUGAAAGAGAAAGAUGAAGAGUUGUCUGCUUCUGCAGCUAAACUGCCAGAAGAGUCGUCCGAGGCAGGCACGGCUGAAGGUGUGCCACCAGAUUGUGCCGUGAAGACAGCAGUGGGGGAAUUGGCAGGGGCCAUCCCCGAAGUGGUGCCCCCUCAUUCUGAUGCACCUUUGGUGGAGAUGGAGUCAUCCGUUGUCACGCAAACAAACGACAGGUUGUAUGCUCCUGAAAAAAAUCCCUUUUCUGAUGCUGUGAAAACUGAACCUGAAAUGCCUGUAACUCAGAUAACAGAGAAGAAACCUGUACUUAAAACCGAGGUGGCCAUGGAGAAGAAACUGGAUGUAGCUGGAGCAGAUGCAGAGCUGAAACCAGAAGAGUCUGUGCUCCAAGUUGGAAGAGCUGUGGAGGAAAACCCUGAAAAACUUCUGGUCAAGACUGGGGCAGAGACAGAGAAGAAACUUGAAAAAAUUGUGGCCAAGGUUGGGGCUGCUGUGGAAAAUGCUGCAAAUGCUGUCAAUGAGGGAAGUUUAAUCAAAGCACAUCAAAAUAAAGGAACAGGACCAGCAAAAACUGAUGAAACCUGCAAAGCAGUUACGUUAAACUCCUUAUCUGUUGAGGAAUCUUCCUCUGUUGGUAAAACGAAUUUAAAGGCAGUGAUGUCUCUUCUGGAUAUGUCAAAGUCAAGGGUUCCAGUACGGAGAAAUGAGCCUCCCCUGUGCAAAGGAGGGGAGCAGAAAGCUCCCUCGAAACCUGAGACCAGAGGCCAAGCAGCGGUGGAGAAGAAAAUCACGUCGAAAGAAGUGGGUCAUCCGCGACCUGGGAGCAGCCGAUCAAACCUGGGAGAUGGCGGCGGCAAGUGUAAAGUGAGCAGAAGUUCUGCUGUUGAUGGAAAGGGAGGCAAUGGGAGGAAUUCAUCUCAGCAAGAGAAGGACUCGCGAGCGGAAUCUAGGGCUAGUUCAAAACAGUCUCAAGAGGGAGAGAGUAGAUCAUCCAGCAUGAAGACAGACAACAGCAGCAAUAAGGCUUCUGUUGGUGGCAAUACUAAAACUUCAAAAAGUGGCACUAGCAGCAGUGCGAAACAAAAGGAGGAAGAAGAGCUGUUUCCAUUUAACCUGGAUGAAUUUGUUACUGUGGAUGAGGUUGUAGAGGAAAUCGAGUCUCCCGUUAAAACACGGCGAAAUCCACCGAGGGGAAAGAGAAAAGAUGGUGCUAAACCCAACUCCUCCUGUGAGCCUAGUUCCAAGAGGAGGAAAGGGAAGAGCUCCAUCGCUCGCCUUGCCGAAAGCGAACUCUCGUUUGUCACUUUGGAUGAAAUCGGUGAGGAGGAGGAUGCACAGCUAAUGGGAGUCGCUAAUUUAGAAGCACUCAGUGACCCACAGGGCCUGGUCGUAGUGGAUGAAGUGAUGGAAGAGGAAGAACUCAUGGCAGAAGCAGUGAAGGAUCCACAGUCACUCGUUACUUUGGAUGAGAUAUCUGAACAGGAGGACCUUACUUCUCAUAAAGAUGUCCCCAGGUCUGUUUUUGAGGAGCCGGAUUUGAAGGCUGAACCCUUGGUAACCGUAGAUGAAAUCGGUGAAGUAGAAGAGCUGCCUCUGAACGAGCCUACAGACUUGAACGUGGAUGUGCUGAAACAGAAGGAGGACGGCAGGGUGGGUGCUGAGGAUAUGGGGGAUUGCGCUUCCUCCCAGGUGCCCGAUGAUCCCAGUGCAUUAGUGACAGUGGAUGAAAUACAAGAGGACAAUGAAGAUAAUCCUCUGGUGACUUUGGAUGAAGUUAAUGAAGAUGAAGAUGAUUUUCUGGCUGAUUUCCAUUGUCUAAAAGAGGAACUAAACUUUGUUACAGUAGAUGAAGUUGGAGAGGAGGAUGAAGAAGAAGAAGAAAAUACUUUCCCAGGGAAAAAUCUGAACGAGGAUGAAGAUGAUGAAGAUAUUGUUGCUGUUGCAGGACCAGAAGAAGAAGAAAUUGCUGCCAUUGCAGGACCAGAAGAGGAGGAUAUCGUUGCUGUUGCAGGACCAGAAGAAAUGGAAAUUCUAGGAGAUAUGAGUCCAGAAGAAGAAAUUAUUGCAAUCUCAAAGUCAAAAGUAGAUCAACUGGGAUCAGGAGAUAAAGAACCAGAGUCCAAGCGGAAGAAAAUGGCUUCUUCAGAGGCAUCAAAGAUGCAGAGUACUCCAAAAGAUCUGGAUUACCUGGUUCCAAAGGCUGGCUUUUUCUGUCAGAUCUGCUCGCUGUUCUACGUGGAUGAAACGUCUGUGAAAAAUCACUGCAAGACGCCGCUUCAUCAGCAAAAUAUGGAGAAGUUCAUGGCCAAGCAGAAGGACGAGGAUAACGCUGGGGAAGAGCGGAGUUCAAGGUGAUUGGAGGAAAGAAGAAUUCUUUCAGUGAACUAAACUUAGGGUCCAGUCAAUUUUGUGUAUUUUGUUAUGAUUUAAUUUGUAAUUUUGUUUUGGAAAAAAGCAUUCGCGUUGUAUAAGUUUGAGCUCAGUAUAGACAGACUAAAAGAAAAACGUAUGGUGGCUUUGGUUUGUAUAUCAAAUCAUCUGACUUGGAAGAGACUUCUUUUACAAGUGUCAACAUGAAAUAAAUGUUCUUACUGUAUAGUUAACACCAGGGAA
This is a messenger RNA of Grus americana (Whooping crane), 7236 nucleotides long. It is a transcript of the gene ZNF638, whose product is annotated as zinc finger protein 638. Gene Ontology annotation, molecular function: zinc ion binding; mRNA binding. The record is from RefSeq and is a predicted model, not a curated record. Gene Ontology annotation, biological process: RNA splicing; regulation of RNA splicing. Lineage: Eukaryota; Metazoa; Chordata; Aves; Gruiformes; Gruidae. The transcript is spliced from 25 exons. Gene Ontology annotation, cellular component: nucleus. The coding region runs from base 235 to 6978 and encodes 2247 amino acids.